Messenger RNA from Rotaria sp. Silwood1, 735 nucleotides. The record is from the annotation of a GenBank genome assembly. NCBI's taxonomy places the organism in Eukaryota, Metazoa, Rotifera, Eurotatoria, Philodinida, Philodinidae.
AUGGCAACAGAGACUACUGAAGAAGAACGAGAUGACCUUUUGGAGAACGUUAUUAAAUGCGCAAUAUGUUUAGACUAUUAUGGUGAUCCUCGUCUGUUGCCUUGUUCGCAUACAUUUUGUUUGAAAUGUAUUAAACAAACAGCCAAGAAUAAUCAUGGGUCAUUUCCAUGCCCUUUUCGUGAUGGUACAACAAUCCAAAAUACUGAUAUUGAUACAUUACCAAUUAUUAUUCAGUGCUAUGAAUGUGAAACACAAGUUGCUGAAGUUUGGUGUAGAGAUUGCCAUAAUAAUGGCUUCUGCUCAAAAUGCUAUGGGGAUCUUCAUAAAAAACGCACAUUAAAAGAUCACAGACCAGGUGAACCAAGACCUCCUAAAAUUUAUCAUUGUUCGGAUCAUCCGGAACGAGAAUUAGAAUACUGGUGUCCAGAAAAUGACAAAAUUUACUGUUCAAACUGCUUAGCUGACAAGAAAGAUACUCACAAAUGUGAAUUGAUUACUGAUGGUAUCAAAAAUAUAGCUGAUAGAAUGAGAAAAGCUUACAUUAUGCAUCCACUUUCAAUCAAUCCGAAGACCGAAAUAGACAAAAUGUUUGGCGAAUAUGAAAAAUGUUCAAACACGAAACGGGCAAACAUUGCCGAAGUAUUUGCAUAUAUGCGUAAAACGAUUGAUGAUUGUGAAAAAUCAAUGAAUGAAAAAUUAUCCGAGAGAAAAUACCGACAAUGUGUCGCAAAAUGA